AUGUUGCCAGGGAAACAGGUCGCGGGAUACAAGGAGGCACAUGACUCGCCUUCUCUAAUGGUUUUUCACAUGCAGCAAAAUUAUAAGGAAAAACAAAAACAAAAACUCAGUAACAAUGUUUCAGCCAAGGUCACGAAGACACAAAGACAGUCAAGAAGACAGUCACGAAGACAGUCGCGAAUACACAAAGACAGUCACGAAGACAGUCGCGAAUACACAAAGACAGUCACGAAGACACAAAGACAGUCACGAAGACACAAAGACAGUCACGAAGACAGUCACGAAGACAGUCGCGAAGACAGUCACGAAGACACAAAGACAGUCACGAAGACACAAAGACAGUCACGAAGACACAAAGACAGUCACACAGACAGUCACGAAGACAGUCACGAAGACAGUCACGAAGACAUAAAGACAGUCAUGAAGACAGUCACGAAGACAGUCACGAAGACAGUCACGAAGAAAUUACGAGGACACGAAGACACGAAGACACAAAGACAGUCACGAAGACACGAAGACACAAAGACAGUCACGAAGACACAAAGACGGUCACGAAGACGCAAAGACAGUCACGAAGACAGUCACGAAAACACAAAGACAGUCACGAAGACAGUCACGAAAACAGUCGCGAAGACACAAAGACAGUCACGAAGACAGUCACGCGAAGAAGUCACGAAGACACAAAGACAGUCACGAAGACACGAAGACAGUCACAAAGACACAAAGACAGUCACGAAGACACAAAGACAGUCACGAAGACACAAAGACAGUCACGAAGACACAAAGACAGUCACGAAGACAGUCACGAAGACACAAAGACAGUCACGAAGACAGUCACAAAGACAGUCACGAAGACACGAAGACAGUCCACAAAGACGCGAAGACAGUCACGAAGACACAAAGACAGUCACGAAGACACAAAGACAGUCACGAAGACAGUCACGAAGACAGUCACGAAGACAGUCACGAAGACAGUCACGAAGACAGUCACGAAGACAGUCACGAAGACGCGAAGACAGUCACGAAGACAGUCACGAAGACACUACCUCGGGGCAAUGGGAUAUUCCAUGCCAUUUUAAAAGGGCGUCUUAA
Molecule: messenger RNA, 1092 nt
Organism: Pecten maximus
Lineage: Eukaryota; Metazoa; Mollusca; Bivalvia; Pectinida; Pectinidae
Exons: 2
Coding region: 1-1092 (363 amino acids)
Source: RefSeq, a predicted model, not a curated record